UAAGCAUGAGUGGGUGGCAUAGAGCAGCAGGCAGGGACUGGGAGAGCAGCGCUGACCUGAGGCUCAUGCGAGCCUUUACAGAGGGGGACAGGGGACCUGCCAGCAUCCAGGAGGACCACGACCAUGCGGGAUGCUCUCGGGAGCAGGAGGGAUCCGGGAGCGAGCUGACCCUCGCCUGCAGGAAUUGGCUUCCCACCUGCUCACAGCCUCGAGGAAGCAUCCCAUCCAUCCGGGGUGUUGUGAGGAGAAAGACAGGAGGUGGCUCGGAGCCCUGGCGUGUGAGGGCAGGCAGGGGGACAGCAGGCUUCUCCUCUUGCCUUCCCUGGAGAUUUGGGAUCACGCAGAGACCAUGAAUGGAUCCUUUUUCAACCAGACUCUCCUAGAGCAGGGAGCUUACCCCAACAGGACCCAGGGCUUGGGGAUGCUCAUGGCCUGCUGCAAUGGGACCAGCUCGGUGCUGGCGACCGGCGGUGGCUCUUCGGUGCUGGCACCUGAUGAGAGGAGCCUUUACAUCACGCGGGUGGUGCAGAUCGCGGUCCUCUGCGUCCUCUCCUUGACUGUCAUGUUCGGCAUCUUCUUUUUGGGCUGCAACUUGCUCAUCAAGUCCGAGAGCAUGAUUAACUUCCUGGUGAAGGACCGGAGACCUUCCAAGGAUGUGGGAGCUGCAAUCAUGGGACUUUACUAAAGCCACCGGGCUUUUGUAGGCAAGUGAACUCUAUGGACCUGGUGCCGAGAUGCACAUUCCCAUGUGUUUGGGGGGAGCGAAAAAGGGGGAGACAGGGGUCUUUUAAUAUGUCUGUGUCUAUGGGCAAGUCAAUCUGUGCUUCCCAGUCAACAAACUGUCCUGGUGACUGGGGAGAUCACCCCAGAGCUGUCUGAAGCACAAUAACUGAGCAGCAUUGUGUUGCAUGCAGAAA
Molecule: messenger RNA, 917 nt
Organism: Pezoporus flaviventris
Lineage: Eukaryota; Metazoa; Chordata; Aves; Psittaciformes; Psittacidae
Gene: RPRML
Product: reprimo like
Exons: 2
Coding region: 131-685 (184 amino acids)
Source: RefSeq, a predicted model, not a curated record